AUGGAACAAACGAACAAUGUGACUGAGUUUGUGCUCUUGGGGCUCACUCAGAGUCUCCAGGGUCAGAAAAUAUUAUUUGCUGUGUUCUUGCUAAUCUACAUGGUGACAAUGGUAGGCAACCUACUCAUUGUCCUGACUGUGGUGCUGAGCCCUGCCUUGGACGUCCCGAUGUACUUCUUUCUUGGUUACUUAUCACUUAUGGAUGCUGUUUAUUCUAACACAAUUACCCCGAAGAUGAUGAUAGACUUACUCCAUGUGAAUAAAACAAUUUCCUUCAAAGCUUGUAUGACACAGCUUUUUGUAGAACACUUAUUUGGUGGUGCUGAGAUUUUGCUCCUGGUUGCCAUGGCCUAUGACCGCUAUGUGGCCAUUUGCAAGCCCCUGCAUUAUCUGACCAUCAUGAACCAACGUAGGUGUGUUCUACUAUUGAUAUUGGCCUGGGCUGGGGGAUUUUUGCAUGCUUUACUGCACAUCCUUUCUGUCUACAACCUUCCUUUCUGUGGCCCCAAUGUGAUUGACCACUUUGUCUGUGACAUGUACCCCUUAUUAAAGCUCGCCUGCACAGAUACCUACUUUAUUGGCCUCACAGUGGUGGCAAACGAUGGUGUCAUCUGUGUGGCCAUCUUUACAACCUUGCUUAUCUCUUAUGGGGUCAUUCUUCACUCCCUGAAGAACCUGAGUCAGGAAGGGAAGCUCAAGGCUUUGUCCACCUGUGGCUCCCACAUCACAGUCGUUAUUUUCUUCUUUGUCCCUUGCAUUUUUCUGUAUGUGAGACCUCCCUCUACCUUGCCCAUUGAUAAAUCCUUGGCUGUCUUUUACACUGUAAUUACACCUUUGUUGAACCCCCUCAUCUAUACUUUGAGAAACGCAGAGAUGAAAAAUGCCAUGAAGAAACUUUGGACUGGAAAUGGAAAAUAA
Octodon degus (degu) is the source of this 918-nucleotide messenger RNA. RefSeq names its product olfactory receptor 4A47-like. Bases 1 to 918 code for a protein of 305 amino acids. Gene Ontology annotation, cellular component: membrane. The transcript has a single exon. The record is from RefSeq and is a predicted model, not a curated record. Gene Ontology annotation, biological process: G protein-coupled receptor signaling pathway. Gene Ontology annotation, molecular function: G protein-coupled receptor activity; olfactory receptor activity. Lineage: Eukaryota; Metazoa; Chordata; Mammalia; Rodentia; Octodontidae.